AUGAGUAUACAAGAUGGAUUCAUGUCGAUUCAUGGAAUUUCUCAAUACAUUGAUUUUCAUUUCACUCUUAAUUAUACAAUUCUAAUUCCAACGGUUCCUUUUGUGUAUAUUAUUCCUACGAUGGUUAUCAUGUGGAAAGUUUAUAGAGGAUACCAUUCUCAGUCUUCAAAUUUGACAAAGUUGACACUUGAUAGUCAUUUAUAUGCAAUGCUGAUGUUCUAUUUCGUAGCAAACAUCUCCUUCUUUUUUACCGAUUUCCUACGAUUCAACGUUCCAGUCUCCGGGUUGGCAACCUCGUUAUGUGCUGGAUUAUUCCCAAAUCGGUAUUUCACAUUGCUCAUUGCAGUUGGUGACUAUAUGAACUACUGUAUUCUUAUCCUACCGUUCCUAGUAUCUGUCGUCCGAAUAAUUAUUCUUUCUGUUGCAUACAACCAAAAAAAGAUUCGAGCACGUGUUAUGAAGUGGUUCAUCCUGCCAAUUCUCUUUUUACUUCCUCUUUUCUGUGUCAGUUUCAUGAUCCCAUCAAUGGGUUACUGUAGACAAUUGGGAUCUCCGUUUGGAUUUGGGGCAAUUGAUAUUUAUUACACACAUGGAUGGUUUGGGCUCCGCAGAUCUUAUUUUAUUUUGGGUUUAUCGGUUUCCUGUUGGACUCUUUCAGCUGUUCUCUCCAGUGUUAUUUAUUUUAAAAUUCGCUCAGGAUUAAUGCGCGCAGGAUCUAUUCACACAAGGAAACUUGCCAAAAAAGCCGAAUUCUCGAUAUCCUUAACUCUUAUAUCAGCUAUUGUACCUUUUAUCACAAACUGUAUUGUUUCGGUGACAACCCUUUGGACACCAGACAUUAUGUUUUAUUUUUCGAUCCUUCGACUUGUUGGAAACGAUAUAGAGACUGUUUUAAUGCCAUGGACUCUCUAUUUAACUCAUCCCGUUUUUCGAGAAAAGAACGAAGAUUUGAGGAAUGCACAGAAAACUAUUAAAAUUUGGAAUUUAUCCCUAAGGAGUACGCUGCUCUCCGGAAGCUAUGUAUUUGGACUUGCAAUUUUCCUUCCAUUUUUAGAUUCGGGUUUGCUGUGUUCUCUUGUUGUCUUACAUUUUCAAAUCUCUAUCGUCAUCUUCAAUUUUAAAAAGAGCAAGUGA
Messenger RNA from Caenorhabditis briggsae, 1134 nucleotides. RefSeq names its product Protein CBR-SRU-33 (gene Cbr-sru-33). The record is from RefSeq and is a predicted model, not a curated record. NCBI's taxonomy places the organism in Eukaryota, Metazoa, Nematoda, Chromadorea, Rhabditida, Rhabditidae. The transcript is spliced from 5 exons. The coding region runs from base 1 to 1134 and encodes 377 amino acids.